Molecule: messenger RNA, 2712 nt
Organism: Schistosoma mattheei
Lineage: Eukaryota; Metazoa; Platyhelminthes; Trematoda; Strigeidida; Schistosomatidae
Source: the annotation of a GenBank genome assembly
AUGAAUUCCACUUUACACUCUGCGGACUCCAGUGUUAUCCAAACCAGUUUAUUUGGUCAUUAUAACAGGGCUGGGGAUCCAACUAGCCUAUGGUGUGAUGAAUCUUUGGAAAACCCAGACUCUAUGUUGGAUCAAUGCAAAUGCUACACAAGUACUCCAAGUUCUUUUUCUACUACUUCAGAGAGCACAUCUUAUUCGCGUGAUCUUUAUGUUACAUCUAGACUACGAAGUCGGUCUGAAGAGAAAAACUGUAAAUCGGAGCAACCCUUUUAUCUAUCUCAUUCCGUAAUCAAUUAUUUAAAAUUGGACAAAUUAUCUAACAAAAUGUGUCCUGGUUGUGUUCCUUGUUCUUCUUCUGAUGAUAAACUACGAUCAAGUAUGUACUCCGAAGAAAAAGACGAUUUGAAUGUCACCCAAAAGGACUUCCAACAGGGUGACAAAUUCAAGCGCAAAGGAAACCAGUCGUUUAAAUCAAAUUCGUCAGUCUGGUAUAGCGAUGAUUCCGAUUCAGUCCCUCCAGCGAUGGCUCUCAUAAAUGUAAAUCGACUUCAUGCCCAAACCUUGCAUCCAGCUACAUUAAAUGAGAACAGAGUAAUUGCAACAAAUAACAUUUUAUAUGAUUUCAACACUGAGUUUGAUGUCUCUGGAUCAAAAAUAUCAAAAACAUUUUUGAACGCUUCAAGAAAAUCUCUUCCAGCAAUCCAUCUUGAUCGUGAUUUAGAAGUAAGCGGCAGUAGCGGUACUAGUAGUCUUUCUUAUACGGCUGUGAUUGGUAACGAGGCGGAAUAUAUUCAGCCGGAUAAACGCUUAGAGCCAUUCUCUGAUGAAUCUAACAAGCACCACUUGAAUUCUCUGCGUUUCGGGGAAACCGGUGCAUCCGCGAGAGAUUCUGGCUUAAGCUCACAUUCAAGCAAUUCUGUAAAUUAUUCCCCUAACUAUCUUCUGCUCCCUCAUAAAGGAUUGGUUCCUGAGUGUAAAACUAGUCUCUCUUCGACACCUCCACCAGUUCCAUGUCACGCCCCUCAAUCACAAACUAUGGUUGCACUUACACAAAGGAACGGAAAUAAUAUUUUAAAUACAGCCAAUUUAGUACGUUGUAAAACUGACCUUACAAAGUGUACAUGCUCCAAAAGUUCAAGCAGUAAAAUGGUAGAAGGAAGAAUUCGUGGAACAACUAUCCGAUUGCAUUCAUAUACGGGAGAAUCUAAAACUCUCUUAAAGUCAUAUUUCCCAAGUGAAAACAAACAGAUUAAACAAAAUCCUAAUUCAUCUUUAUCACCUAUAUGGAAACGUAAAUCAAAUACAUUACAAUCAAUGAUUAAGGAUAAAAUUCACCUCGUUGAAGAACAAAACUAUUCAAAAUCAAUCCAAAAACUAAAUCCAAAGAAGGUGGUUGUAGCAAAAAAGAAGAUAAAGAUGAUGAUGAAAGUACAUAAUUCCUGUCUACUUUUAAAUGAUUCAAUUAAACAACAAAAUAUUUGUACGGCCUGUACACUAAAUUGGCAAUUUUAUUUAUCCCAACCUUGUUGUUAUACAUUUAUAGAUGAUAUGGUUAAAUUUUAUCAUGAUGUGAAUAAUUCUUGGUAUUUUGUGAAACAUGAUUGUUUUCUAAAUUCAAUUAUUCAAUUGUUUAAACCUGAUAGUUGUUUCAAUUGUCGUAAACAUAUUUAUGCUGUAGGCGUAAAUUUAUUUAAUAGAAAUCCAUUGAGAGGUCUAAAAUAUUUGGCAAGACAUAAUUUCUUAAACUUGUCUUCUAGUAAACAAAUUUCCAAAUUUAUUCAAAAUAAUGCUGAUUUAUGUCAUUCGAAAAUUGGAGCAUUUCUUGGUCUACCUCCUACAGAUGAGAUCAACCCGACGGAAGUUACAAUGAUUCUUCUGAAAUCUUUAAACAUUUCUGGUUUGGAAGUAGAUGAAGCUUUGCGAUUGGUUGUUCAUCGAUAUGGGAUGCCUGUGGAAUCUCAAGAAAUCGACAGAUUAUUGCAAUGUAUCUCUGAAUAUUAUCAUACAGUUCGAUGGUGUUCAACAUCUGUUAAUUCAUCAGAUAUUUUUUCCAAUGCUAAUGACCAUCAAUUGAAGUCUUUACCAGCUCCUCCUAUUACUCUGGAUCAGUUAUCAUUAAUAUUUUAUGCUAUUCUCUUACUACAAACCAGCCUUCAUAAUGUAAAUGCAGCAAAAUCAAGUUUAGGCAAACAGACUGUCAGUCAAUUUAUAAAAAAUGUAUAUGAUCUUUUAUUAAAUCAACCAUCUCCAUCAUCAUCUUCACUAUCUUCUUUCACGGCUAAAUCAAAGCCAAAGAUUUCAAAUGUUAAUCAAAAUGAUAUGGUUGAUGAAAGUGGUAAUACUAAUACUGAAUCCAUUCUGGACAAUGAAAAUAAUAUUAAUAAUAACAAAUCUCUUGAUAUAAAACAAGUAUUCUCAAAUCGUACAUUAACUGAAAUAUUUCAUCGUAUUAAAGUUAAACCAUUGGAACCAGGUUCAGAUCAAACAACAAUCGUUCGACAUAUAUCUAAAGCAAUAAGAAAUUUGCAAGAAGUUAAAAUUUUAAACACUGAUGACAUUGAUAAUGAAUUCUUAUUCACGAAUAAUCCAUUUGAAUUAGUGGAACCACAUCGUCGAUUGGUUUGUUAUUGUACGGUGAUUCAUAUUAAUCAAAUCAACCUCCUCAUAAAGAAACCAGUAUUCUACGACAUUUGUUUGUUUUUAAUGACCUAA